This is a messenger RNA of Vicia villosa (hairy vetch), 765 nucleotides long. RefSeq lists its product as uncharacterized. The record is from RefSeq and is a predicted model, not a curated record. NCBI's taxonomy places the organism in Eukaryota, Viridiplantae, Streptophyta, Magnoliopsida, Fabales, Fabaceae. The transcript has 3 exons. The coding region runs from base 72 to 512 and encodes 146 amino acids.
CUUCAAAGAAGAAAAACAAACUCAGAAAGAAUUGGGAUCUUGAAGAUGAUUUAUAUGAUACUCUAUCUUGCAUGGAAGUAAACGUGAAAAAGGAGAUUCAAGAUUAUGAUGAUGAUGAUGAUGAUGAAGUUGAGAUAAUGGAUAUGGAUCAUGAUCAGACGGUAAGGAAAGUUGCAGAGUUUAGAGAAAGAUUAAUGAAUGAAGUUAAUAGGCCUUACUGUGAGGAAGAGUGCAAGAGCCUAUUGCAACAUUUUAAUCUUAGAAAGCCGGUUCAAAGCUACAGAAGUUUGCGUCUGCGUGGGGUUGAAAAAAUCCACGAGCGAAAUCAUGCAAAGUCUUAUCAUGAUGAUUAUCUUGAUCUUGCAAAGCAAAUAGAUGCAGCUGGUGAUGAUCUUCCCAAAGUUCUGCAUCUCUUGCGUGGAUUUUUCUUUUGGUUGAUACAUGUAGCAGAUGAAGGGGCGUUCGUGCCAUGGAGAGUUCCUUUGGAUUUGGAUGUACUGCCACAACAUUAGGAAAGAUGUUAAUUUACUGUGUUUAUUUUUCUAUGGUCAUGUAAUGCUUAUCAAUUCUGUUUUAAGUAGGUUUGUUAGAAUUGGGUGUGUUAUAUUAUCUGUCUUCAGUGUAAUCAGCAUUAACCUUUUUUGGUUUAACUUCUUGCCAAGCUUGGUUUCAUAGAAUUUAAUGUAGUUUUUAGGAUGAAAUGUCUUAUAAUUGCUUCUAUAUCUUGUAAUUUUGAGAUAAUUAGUUUGUAAUGGGGACACCAUA